UGACUUGGAUCUACCACAGCAGAGAGAGAGAGUGGCGUGUGUGUCUUACUCCCUAUUUACGUCACUAUUAUCGGAGGUUGUAGUCUCGAUUUUUUUUUUGGACCGAGACGGAUCCCAAUUUGGCAGGCCGCAAGAGGAGGGGGGUCGGGUCGAUUUUGCCGCUCUUUGGAAAGCCGGCUGGAACGAAGCUCUGGCGUAUCAGCUCCGCAACCGCAGCAGGCUUCUUGCGCGUGAGACGAAGAGGAGCCUUCCGCGGUAGUCAAGGUGGCUCGAGAUAGGAGAUCGGGGCGGGCGGGCGGGUCUGCUCCGGGCGGUGGAGGCGAUGGCGGCGGCGGCGGCGGCGGCGGCGGCGGCAGCGGGGCCGGGGGGCACGGCGGGGAGAAUGGGGGCUCCGCGGCGGGCGGCGGGUCGAUCCCGGCUGUCCCCCGCAAGAGCAUUCGGCCACGGCCUGUUGAUAUGCACAAACCGCUGGCGGUGUUACGGGUAGACGAGGCGGAGGAGGCGAACGGGGGGGCGCUGGGGGAAUCGGAGGCAGGGGCGGAAGGAGGGCGAGCCACGGUUGUGCCCCCUCUCCGCAAGAGAGACAUCCCCACACCGAUCAUCGCCACGGUGCCUGGUUACGAGGCAGAGCAGAUGAGCGAUUUUCAGGUCCCCGACGGUUACAUCCGGUUCCCCCGGAGGACUGGGGGCGAAGACGACGUGGCGACGUGCGAGUACUCGCUGGAGAUGGAGGACGAGGAGUGGUUGGAGAAGCACCCUCGGUACGGUCUGUCGGGACCCCCCUCCGAGAAGGGCAAGCUGGACGUGGACAAACUGGAGCAGAUGCUGGGCAUCCUAGAGAUGGCGACGGGGCAGGCCGACCCCAUCCCGCUGCCGCAGGCCGAGACGCUGUUCGUGUCGAAGCUGGGCAUGAGCAAGGCCGUGCACCACGACGCUUGGGCGGAGGUGUACCGCUUCUGGAAGGAUAAGAGGUCUCGCAUGGGCAAGCCGCUGCUGAGGAGAUUCUGGCCCGUGACCCCCUCCAACGACACCGACCCUCACAAGGUGUUCCGCCCCCGAGAGAAGGAGCGGUACAAGCUCAGAAAGCACCGGAAGAACGAUCUCGACAGCUUCCGAAAGCUGCAGCAGGUCAAGAAGGACUUCGAGAAGCUGCUGAGCAUCACCCGCAUGAUCCAGAAGCGAGAGAUGAUGAAACGGGAGCAGCUGAUGGUGCAGCAGGAGAUCUUCCUGCAGCAGCACUGGGACCUCACCGACACCACCGGAGGGUCGAGGCCCCUCGGAAUCGAGCCCGGCAAGUACAAGGCCAGGCCACGGCAGCCGGUGGCGGCGGCGGCCUCGGCGGCGGCGGCGGCGGGAGGAGCGGUGGGCGCAGGCACAGUGGCCGGGUCGGCAGCGCCGGCGCCGGCCCCGGCAGCGCAGCCGUUCGAGCGGAGCCGGGAUGGGGAACGGACGUCCUCCCGCAAGUCCAAGAAAAGGAAGGAGAGAGAACGGGUAUCGAGGGCGGCCGCGGGGGGGGUGGACGCGGGUGGCGGCGGCAGCACGGGGGGGAACGACCACUACGGGGACGAGGACGAGGACGGUGACAGCUACUCCGGGGUGGGGGGGGGCGCGGUGGGAGGAGGCGUCGCCUCCGUCGGGGAGGACGGGGGGGGAUCGUUCGGGAUCAUCCCCGGGUCCCACGUCACCGUGUUGCCGUCCUUCAUGGACGACCUCAAGACGAGGGAGAGCAUACCGGUCCGGACGGUGGUGGAGCCGGCUCUAGCGGUGUACACGGCGUUAGGGGGGGGCGACGCCAAGGGCAAAGGAAGGGGAGGGGCGAGAGAAAGAGAAAGAACGGGCGGCCCGGGGGGAGGGAAAGGGAAGGCGCGCGUGGGAGUCGAGCCGGUGUACAAAUUCAAACUGAUCGGCCGAGGCGGGCGGGUAAUCUGGGACCGCGUCCCGGUGAGAGGGGCGGUACCCGUGAGAGAGGACGGGCUAGCAGACCCGGAAGAGGCGCCUGUGGUGGUGCACAGCAGCUACGUCCAGUUCCCCUUCAAGCCUCCCGCGGCUCACGUCCUGCACCCGCCGAUGGUCAACCUCAAUGCCGACGAGAGACGGUAUCGCGAGAUCUGCGCCAUGGACGAUGAUCAGGAGGAGUUAUUGGAACCUCUCGGCUUGGGGCUGCUAGGGAACUCGUCAGGGGCGCCUUCCGCUUCGGCGGCGGCGGCAGCAGCGGCGGCGGCGGCGGCGGCAGCGGCGGGAGGAGGCGACCCCAGAGCGGCGGCGGCGGCGGCGGCAGCAGCAGCAGCGGCAGCAUCGUCGUCGUCGUCGUCGUCGUCAUCGUCAGCGCCGAAGAUUAAGUACGCCAUUGAGGUGUAGGUGGAGGCAGAGAGGAAGGGUUGUCGACGAAGUAGUAGUUUACCCGUGGGGGGGGUGGAUGGGGGUGGAUUUGCUGUUAGCGACGGAGACAUGAACGCUCGCAUGACAUGAAUCACGGCGGCAACCGUUUGGAAAGAACGCGGAGAGGAUGAAAGAAGAACGCUACUCCGGGAUGAUAUUGGUGGUAACUUUUUGUCGGCGGUGAGCAUGCUUAAGCAAGGGCUUGUUGCGAUAUCCGUGGGUAGGUGUUGUACUAGCCCGAGAGAGCGAGAGCGUUGGCGUGUGGACUUGCUCUUGUAUUGCGGCGGUCGCUAUCUGAUUACCGUUGUUUCGCGAGGUAAGACUGAAGCGCGUCGGUGGCGACGCACGAUUUGACACCACACUCACCGCUAGUAGUACUGUUGAGGCCGUUUUCUUGUGCGUUCUUCUGUCAUCUUGUUGACCGCUAAUUAGAAUUGCGGCGCUGUCUUGCAUCAUAUGAAAUGUAGGCUAGUAAGGGCGCCGUCGGCUUCUGUGCUGCUGCCAACGAACGGUUUGUUCGCAGGGUAGGUCAAGGUGAUUUGUAGACGGUGCAGCAGGUUUGGUGGUAUUGCGUUAAACCCGAUGUGUUAUUGCCGGUUUGACGGGGGGGCAUGAGCCGGGUACAAGAGGCGCGUAAGAUCACCGACGGCACGCUGAGGUACCUCUUGAGCAGCAAAAGAGAUGGUAGCGCCCUUAAUCAUUGCUUCGAUGAAGGAUUGGAGACGAGGUCUAGAAGGCGCCAAGCACGAAUCAAAAUGUCAAGCAGAGUCUUGCACGCACGGCGGUCGUUCAGCUUCCCGGGUGGAAGACCAAAAAAUAAGAAUGCAAGUUGACCCUUGUCAAUUGCGCCCCAUCUCC
This is a messenger RNA of Ectocarpus sp. CCAP 1310/34, 3237 nucleotides long. NCBI's taxonomy places the organism in Eukaryota, Phaeophyceae, Ectocarpales, Ectocarpaceae. The record is from the annotation of a GenBank genome assembly.